GAGUGAGACACAAAUCAAGAAGCUCCAAAUUCCUCUAAACACGCUUUGUUUUAAUUUGCUCGUCUUCUCAGCCCUUAGGCUGUAGGUUUUUAUUUCUCUCUCAAAAAAAAAUGGGGGUAGAGAGAUUUGAGGUCAUUGCCCCAAAACCCGAGGGCACUAUCCCAGACGAGUUCAUUAGGUCAGAGAAUGAGCAACCAGGGAUCACGACCGUUCGUGGUAAGGUCCUUGAGGUCCCAACCAUUGAUUUUAGUGACCCUGAUGAGCAAAAGCUCAUCCGUCAGAUUGCUGAGGCCAGCAGCAACUGGGGCAUGUACCAGAUUGUGAACCAUGACAUCCCUAGUGAGGCCAUAAGAAACUUGCAGGCUGUUGGGAAGGAGUUUUUUGAGCUUCCACAGAAAGAAAAGGAGGCUUAUGCUAAGCCUCUUGACUCUGACUCUAUCGAAGGCUAUGGGACAAAGCUUUUCAAGGAGGUUUCUGAAGGCAACGUUACCAAAAAAGGUUGGGUGGACCAUAUGUUCAAUAAGAUCUGGCCUCCCUCUGUCAUUAAUUACCAGUUCUGGCCUAAGAACCCGCCUUCUUACAGGGAAGCUAAUGAGGAGUAUGCUAAGCAUAUGCACAAAGUGGUGGAGAAGCUGCUCAGGCUCCUAUCUCUAGGGUUGGGGCUUCAAGGACAAGAGUUAAAGAAGGCUUCUGGUGGAGAUGACUUGAUUUACCUUCUCAAAAUUAAUUAUUACCCACCAUGUCCCCGCCCGGAUCUUGCUCUCGGCGUGGUGGCUCACACCGACAUGUCCAUCGUCACCAUUCUCGUCCCCAACGAUGUCCAGGGCCUCCAGGCCUGCAGAGAUGGCCGCUGGUACGACGUUAAGUACAUCCCUAAUGCCCUUGUCAUCCACAUUGGUGAUCAAAUGGAGAUAAUGAGCAAUGGAAAGUACAAGGGUGUGCUGCACAGAACCACAGUGAACAAAGACAAGACAAGAAUCUCAUGGCCAGUGUUCUUGGAGCCUCCGGCAGACCACGUAAUAGGGCCUCUCCCACAGCUUGUGAACCAGGAAAAUCCACCUAAAUACAAGACCAAGACGUACGGGGAGUAUGUUUAUUGUAGGCUCAACAAAAUUCCCCAAUAAACUAAAAAAUAAAGGACUCGGGUGUUUCACUGGUUUAUUUGGGUUCAGUGAUGUCGUUUUCAUUACUAGUUUAUGCAGUGUGGUAGUUUUUUUUUUUUGGCUUUUUGUUUUGGGGAAGUUGUAUGUGUUGGUGAGUACCAUGUUAAUCCAAAAUAAUGAUAUUAAUUAAUGGUGAUUGAGGGACUGCAAUGAGAUUUUGAUUUCC
Prunus avium (sweet cherry) is the source of this 1329-nucleotide messenger RNA. RefSeq names its product flavonol synthase/flavanone 3-hydroxylase. NCBI's taxonomy places the organism in Eukaryota, Viridiplantae, Streptophyta, Magnoliopsida, Rosales, Rosaceae. The record is from RefSeq and is a predicted model, not a curated record.